AGGCGGAAGCGUGUGUCUUGAAGCCCUUGCAUGAUAGCGUGCGGUGUUAGCCUUGGCGUCCAGGCUGGAGUCUGAAACGCGCUUUUCUGGCUAAAUUUACAUUCAUGACACCGAAUUGAAGUUACACGCAGGUUGUAUCGCUUUUCAGCAGCGGUCAGAUAUGGGAGCCAAUAAUAGUACCCGCCGUGUCUCCUUUGAGUCGGACGAAAAUGAAAACAUAACGGUUGUGAAGGGCAUCAGGCUCUCUGAGAAUGUCAUCAACCGCAUGAGGGAACCUGCAGCUCCACAAUUCGGUCGUUCCCCACCCAAGGCCCCCUCAUCUCCACCUGCAGUUCCCACACCUCCUCCCACAAUCCCCACCCCUCCUCCUGUAUUUGAGCACUUACCCACCAUUGUACCAAUACCCUCUCCAUUUGAUCCGAUUACAUCAAUGCCCCCUCCACCACUGUCAGAGCCCAUCAAAGUGCCUCCACCUCCUCCACAGCCAGUGACUGUGGAGGUUAUAGCACCUCCUCCUCCUCCAGUCUUUGAAGAGCAUGCAGCACCUGCUCACCCUAUCAAAUCUGUGUCCACUCUGCCAGCCCUUAGGGAAGCAGUGGCCCCACCUCCACUUGUAGAGGCUGCUGUUCCCCCGCCACCCCCAGAACCUGUGGCAGUCCUACCUCCCUCUCCAGUUGUUGAGCCAGUUGCACCACCACCUCCUGUUGAGCCUAUAACUGCACCUCCACCACAGGUUAUUCCUCCUCCUCUAAUGGAGGACAUUUUUGUUGCUCAACCCGUUGAGCCAAUUGUUGCUCCUCCUCCACCACCUGUAGAAUUAAUUGCCCCUCAACCUCCUGUCGAAGUUGUUGCACCCCCUCCACCAGUUGAGCCAAUAGCCCCACCUCCACCAGUUGAGCCAAUGGCUCCACCUGUAGAAAUUGUCACUUCACCUCCACCUGUGGAGGUCAUUGCCCCUCCACCUCCUGCUGAAGCUGAGGCCUCCGCUGCUGUUGUGGAGCCAGCCGCUCCACCUCCGGCUGAAGCUGUGCCUCCUCCUCCAGCUGUGGAAGAGAACGUGGUGUUACCUCCACCAGUGGACGAGCCCGAGAUGAGGAAGCAAAUCACCGAGGAGCUGCAGGCGGGCCUGGAGAAGGAGCGCACCAAAGCCCAGCAGGAGCUCAACCAGUGGCUGGAGGAGCAGAAGGCUGAGACCCAUAAGCUGGCCCAGGCUGAGGCGAGGAGGUGGAGGACGCCGCAUCCUGGACAUGCUGCGGAGAUGGAGCGUAAGGCCAAGCAGCUGGAGGAGAGGGACAAAGAGCUGAGGAAGCAGGACGCCUUCUACAGGGAGCAGGUGGCCAAGCUGGAGGAGAGAAGUGCUGAGUUCUACAAGGUCACCACGGAGAACUACCACAAGGCUGCCGACGAGGUGAACGCCAAGUUCAAGCGGUUUGAGAUCAGUCCAGUGUGUGUUGAUCUGCAGGGCCAGAUCCUGAAGUGCUACCAGGAGAACACCGGCAAGACCCUGCUCUGCUCCAAUAUUGCUGCCCGCUACCUACAGUGUGUCAACCAAGCCAAACAGAACAAGCUGAGGACUGGAGGCUAAUCGUUCCACGGCCGGGGUGGGAGGAGCGAUUGGUUUCUGAAUCGUUGUUAUCGGCAUUACCGUUCAAACUGACCUGACCCGGAGAAGGCACCACCUGGAGGAGAACACAGAAACCGACCCCGAGAGGACAACAGUCCCACAGUCAAACCCCGUGGCCAGAGAGAUGGAUGUCCACCCACAACCCCCCCCUUUCUUCCCCUCACCUCUUCACCUGAAACCUUUCCUUCUUUCCUCCCCCACUCCCUCCCUCCAUCCAUCUCUCCCAACUCCGAGUAAGGGGCAGGGAGAGGGGGAUUCGGUUCCACAAACCCAAGAGCACAGCAGUACCGUAGCCGCGGCGCCACCAGCUGACCCGUCCAGAGGACCCGCACGGAAGAUCACGCCCUGCACCUGGAGGCGCCAGCCAGGCAGCCAAGGAGAACACUAACAAUAAACAAACAAACAAACAAACAAAAAAUGUGAAAGACAAAUCAUGUCACCGAGCCCUGACUCUUCGCCUCGCCGCCCCAAACAAACCUGCUAGCUAGCGCAUCAGAUCAUUUUACACACCCUGCAGUCUACGAUAGCCACAUUUCACACACACACCCACACCUACACACACACACGGAACAGUUUGUAGGUCGCCGCAGCCACACACCCAGCUACACCCACUACUCCACCCGUACCCCGCCCUUCUGUCUCCUUUCAUGUUUCGUUGCACUAGUCCGCACAUGCUACCCGUAGAUUCCUCAUCUGUGUACGUACGUGUGUGUGUGUCACUUUAAUAAUGUAUCUGCCUUGUUUUGCUUUCAUGUGCACGAGUCGAGCCCCAUCAGUGGGGGAAAAUAAACACCAUAAUAAUGUAAA
This is a messenger RNA of Alosa alosa (allis shad), 2431 nucleotides long. It is a transcript of the gene chchd3a, whose product is annotated as coiled-coil-helix-coiled-coil-helix domain containing 3a. The coding region runs from base 161 to 1585 and encodes 474 amino acids. The transcript is spliced from 9 exons. Gene Ontology annotation, biological process: inner mitochondrial membrane organization. Gene Ontology annotation, cellular component: mitochondrion; MICOS complex. The record is from RefSeq and is a predicted model, not a curated record. NCBI's taxonomy places the organism in Eukaryota, Metazoa, Chordata, Actinopteri, Clupeiformes, Clupeidae.